AUAUUUAAAUAUAUCACUUCUAUGAAAUAUUAUUAUAUUUGUGGUUUACUGUUGUAGUUGUUAUCUAUUUCACCUUUAUUUCGUUUAUUUUGGUUCACCGCUGUUGUUGAGUACAAUGAGUUUAGAAGCCAAAGAGAAAUUUGAAUGGAACAAUGAAGUCAAUUUUAUUAACAUAAUCUCUGCGCUGUUCAACAAUUGGCCAGAAAUGAAUUUGGUUGUUGAUCGUACCUCAGGAGAUUCACGCAUAGCUGUGUAUACAGAUAUAAAAAAAUUCAUACAGGAUGUAUUUGAUUGUAUUUUGAUUUAUGGAACUGGCCGUAAUGAUCGAGUAUCUGGGUAUAUUAAAAAAUGUAUGCUAGAUGACUUUCAUAUGGUAAUUGAGGAUUUUGCUGCCAAAGAGAUGAGUUCACGUAUUUGCAGCUUGUACUACAAAUGGAUUAAUCAAGAUAAUUUGACCGAAAACCACAAACAAGUAAUUGAAGAAAUCAAAAAUUUGCCAAAACCAUAUCCUAUUGUGGAAUUUGAGGAUCUCCCAAGAUGUAAAAUAACUUUUGAAACCGAGGAGAUUAUGUGUUAA
Messenger RNA from Diuraphis noxia (Russian wheat aphid), 577 nucleotides. RefSeq lists its product as uncharacterized. Lineage: Eukaryota; Metazoa; Arthropoda; Insecta; Hemiptera; Aphididae. The record is from RefSeq and is a predicted model, not a curated record.